AUGUCUGACGAACAGGAUGUCAGUAUAGCCAGUGAUCAGGACCAAGUCGACGAUCAGCUCAAUAACGAGGAUGAUGGGGGCCUUUUUGGAUCAGGAUCAGAAGACGAGCAAUCCGGUACCGAGAGUAUUAGUAAUAAACGUCGCAAACUCGAUGACGCCGAGCUAGAUUCUGGAGACGAUGAAGGCAGACUCGAUCGUGUUAAAGAUGGCGUCAAUGGACACGGCAAGGAACAGGAGAUGUACGAUCGCUUGGCAAAUAUCUUGGAUAUCUCCAUUGGCCGUCAUCCUGUUCCGCAACCUAGUGACGGCGAGCUCUAUCUGCUUCAAUUACCCAAUUUCAUUGGCAUCAGUCCAGAAGGCUUCACAUUGAAGAACUUCAAACCUCCGACCACCGAUCAUCACUCUUCCGAUCCGCCUUCGUCCACGUUCUCAGCGUAUCAGACAUCCAACAACACCAUACGCUGGAAACACUCACCUAGCGACCCAGAGAAGACCCAAUCUAAUGCACGAGUUCUCCGCUGGUCCGAUGGUUCAUUGACCCUUCAGCUCGCAUCAAACCCUCGCGAGCAAUUCGAACUCGCUGCAAAGCCCCUCACACAACCACAAAGCAAUCCAAUCAAGCCCACCCCAACAUCUGUGAACCGUAAUCGUAACCAGGGUCCGGUGCCCUACAACUCCCGUCUUGAUUCUCAUACCUAUCUCGCUGCCCCUCACGAAUUUGGCGAGAUUGUCCGCCUCACAAAUCACAUCACCGCGUCGCUAGCGGUCCAAUCUUCGGCGGAUCAAGACGACGAGGCGCUAGCGCGCCUUCAGCAAUCUUUAGCCGCUGCGCAGAAAGGCAACAAGAACACUUCGGAUGGCGGCUUGGCAGUUAUCAGCAUCAAUGAAGAUCCGGAACUUGCAAAGAAAAGGGCUGAAUUAGCUGAAAAGGAGAAGUCAAAAAUGCAGCGCCGCAUGCAGGUACAGCAAGACCGAGAAUCUACUCGGAACAGUAAUGUUCUCAAGCGCUCGGGCUUACGCACGGGUGGAAUGGGCGCUGGCCUUACCAUUGGCGGUUUGGAAGAUGACGACGGCAUGGCCACUACGAAAGGAAGGACCGGCAAGUCGAAGAGUCGGAAGUCAAGACGUCGCAAUAGCGAGUACAGCGAGGAUGAAGAGGACUUCCGAGGCAGAGGGCGCACAAGGGAGGACGAGUAUGACGAGGAAGAUGGGUUUUUGGUGGGAAGUGAUGUGGAGCCGGAAGUUGGCGAGGAGAGUGAGGAGAGUGAGGAGGAUAUUGACAUGGGCGAUGAUGGGGACGAGGAGGAUGGGGAGGAAAAGAAACCAAAGAAGAGAAACAGUGAAGAGGUCGCUGGGGGGAGGGUAAAGAGAAGAAGGGUAAUCGAGGAUGAGGAUGAGGACGAGGAAUAA
Letharia columbiana is the source of this 1410-nucleotide messenger RNA. RefSeq lists its product as uncharacterized. The coding region runs from base 1 to 1410 and encodes 469 amino acids. Gene Ontology annotation, cellular component: Cdc73/Paf1 complex; nucleus. NCBI's taxonomy places the organism in Eukaryota, Fungi, Ascomycota, Lecanoromycetes, Lecanorales, Parmeliaceae. The transcript is spliced from 3 exons. Gene Ontology annotation, molecular function: RNA polymerase II C-terminal domain phosphoserine binding. Gene Ontology annotation, biological process: transcription elongation by RNA polymerase II; positive regulation of transcription elongation by RNA polymerase II. The record is from RefSeq and is a predicted model, not a curated record.